Molecule: messenger RNA, 1356 nt
Organism: Nannizzia gypsea CBS 118893
Lineage: Eukaryota; Fungi; Ascomycota; Eurotiomycetes; Onygenales; Arthrodermataceae
Product: cation diffusion facilitator 1
Exons: 2
Coding region: 1-1356 (451 amino acids)
Biological process (GO): monoatomic cation transport; transmembrane transport
Cellular component (GO): membrane
Molecular function (GO): monoatomic cation transmembrane transporter activity
Source: RefSeq, a predicted model, not a curated record
AUGGCGGACGGCACUCGGUCUCCUCCUCACCCAUUAACUCCGAGCCUCUAUUCUCUCCAUGGCCGAUCCGAGACUUAUCACCAUCAUCUCCCCAGAACUCCGCCGUCAGGUAUGAGCACUGGCAUUGAGCAUAUCGAGAUAGCCGAACAGCCACCGCCGGUGCCGCAUAUCCCUUAUGUGAUGGAAGGGUCCGACGAGGAAGGUCAACGCCCGCCUCGCUACACGCGUGAAAAUGACCCCUUUCAGCUCUCAUCGAAGAUAAAGUCGAACGCCGAGAUCGACCAGAUACAAGCAAACACUACCAGACGACGGAAAUGCCUUUCAAAUGAGCAGAAAGGACGAACCAACGCCGAUAGGAAGAGAAUACAAUCGUUCUAUAGAUCUCAAAAUGAGAAAAUCGAGCGCCUCUUAAAACCCGUCGAUGAGCAUAUCAGGCAUGCAAAGGAGUUGAACGAACAGAAUCAACUCAAGUACAAGAUUGCAGUGUAUGGUAGCUUUGCCGCCAACGUUGUCCUGUCUAUUCUACAGGUUUAUGCUGCCGUAUCCUCGGGGUCCCUGUCCCUAUUUACCACGAUGGCAGACGCCAUAUUUGACCCCAUGUCAAACCUGACUCUGCUCCUCUGCCACAAAGCUGUCAAGCGAGUUGAUGCCCGCCGAUUCCCAGCCGGAAAAGCCCGCAUCGAAACAGCUGGAAACAUCUUCUUUUGUUUCCUGAUGACUGCGGUCUCCUUUAUCCUCAUUGCUUUCUCGAUCAAGGAUCUGGUUGGAGGCAGCACUUCUGAUACAAACGACUUCCAUCUCACGGCUACUAUAUCCGUGUGUAUCGCCUUUGCUACAAAGUUGACCCUUUUCUUUUACUGCUGGGCGAUUCGCAACCAGUAUUCCCAGGUUAGAAUUCUUUGGGAAGACCAUAGAAACGACCUUUUCAUCAACGGAUUGGGUAUUUUGACCUCUGUGGGCGGAAGUAAGCUCCGGUGGUGGAUUGAUCCCUCUGGUGCCCUGUUGUUAUCCGUUCUUAUUUCAUUCUUGUGGACCAAGACUGCCUACUCCGAGUUCCAACUUCUAAUCGGAGUUACAGCUGAUACCGAGAUGCAACAACUCAUCACCUAUAUAUCCAUGACUCAUUCUCCUCUGAUCACCGCUAUUGACACUGUACGCGCAUACACUUCUGGCCCUCGUUUACUUGUGGAAGUCGACAUUGUCAUGGACAGAAAUGAGUCUUUGGAGGCUACACAUGAUGUGGCAGAGGAGCUUCAAACGAAAUUGGAAAGUCUCCCAGACGUUGAACGAGCCUACGUCCACGUUGACUAUGAAACUACACAUAAACCGGAACAUUUCCUGAAGAAGGAGCUAUAG